AUCAUUGAUUAUGCGAUUCUUUAGAAGAAUUGCGGGGCUUCUGGGGUUUGCAAGAGACGAUGGGCACGAAGUGAAACACCAAGAAAACGAGCACCAAAACAACAACAACAACAAGAAUAAUCCACCACCUAACUACCGUCCCAUUUCCCAUGAAACUGGCCUUCCUCAAAGGGGCGCCGUCGAUCGUCCCCAGCCUGGCCAUGUCCUCCUCCCCUGCGCUUACGGUGAUGGCGGCGUCCAGGGACUGAAAUGGUAUGCAAAGCGUCUUAGAAUAGAUGAAGAUGGAGAUGUAGCAGACGAGUUCCUUGAUGAAGUAUUGCCUAAAACAUCUGGCGCAGCUAGUGCAGAAAAUGAGCAGAAGCCAUUCCCAAAGUUUGAAGUGCAGUACAGUACCAGACCAGCCAAGGUGAAGAACCAGGCCAUAUCCCAUGAUGGUAAAAUCCAGCAGCAUGCGGAAUACCAAGGAAGAUUGCAAUGGGUAUGAUUGUUGGUAUAUUUCAUUUGUU
Durio zibethinus is the source of this 506-nucleotide messenger RNA. RefSeq lists its product as uncharacterized. The record is from RefSeq and is a predicted model, not a curated record. NCBI's taxonomy places the organism in Eukaryota, Viridiplantae, Streptophyta, Magnoliopsida, Malvales, Malvaceae.